UCGAUUGCCAUUCGCACAAGUUGCAUGUUCGCGGCUCGAUUUUCGGUUCGGUUCCCUCAUUGUUUUCCUGUUUCCCUGUGUUUUCCCCUUUUUCCGAAUUUUUUUUAUAUUUUUUUGGGCUGCUCGCGUGCGCUGUGCAUACUUUAAAUCACUUCCUCUGGCAGCCCUUCGCACCACCCACUUUCCCCCCGAAAACAACCAGUGAAUUCUAAUUAGGUGUGCGCGCUAAUGCGCUAAACGGUUCUGCAAUUCGUUUUAAGCCAAAGACGAAAGGCCUUUGCAUCUGUAUCUGUUUCUGUUGCUGAUUCUGUUUGAGUGGGAAUUACAUUUAUAAUUGCGCUUAAUCAGUCGAUUACUGUCAUCGCAAACACGGGAAAGCCAAAGACCCACCGCAGCGUUCGAUGACCACGCAAAUGAGAGCCAGAUCGAACUGAGGCCGAUUCGGGAUAAGACACGCUCCCCCAAUUACCUGUCACUGACCCACUUGGCCAGUCAGCCAGCCAGCCAGCCGAGGAGGAGGAGGAGCAGCUCCGGCAGUACCGUCAUCGCAAACAGGAGGAGCCUUCACCAUGGGCAAGAAGAACUCGAAAUUGAAGCAGGACACCAUCGAUCGGCUGACAACAGACACAUACUUCACUGAAAAGGAAAUUCGUCAAUGGCACAAGGGCUUUCUCAAAGACUGUCCGAACGGCUUGCUGACCGAACAAGGCUUCAUCAAAAUCUAUAAGCAAUUCUUCCCCGACGGGGACCCCAGCAAGUUCGCCUCCCUGGUCUUCCGAGUCUUCGACGAGAAUAAUGAUGGCGCCAUCGAGUUCGAGGAGUUUAUCCGGGCCUUGUCCAUAACAUCGCGCGGCAAUCUGGACGAGAAGUUGCACUGGGCCUUCCGAUUGUACGAUGUGGACAACGAUGGCUACAUAACCCGCGAGGAGAUGUACAACAUAGUGGACGCCAUCUACCAGAUGGUAGGCCAGCAGCAGCAGCAGACGGAGGACGAGAACACGCCGCAGAAGCGAGUGGACAAGAUCUUUGACCAGAUGGACAAGAACCACGACGACCGCCUGACGCUCGAGGAGUUCCGCGAGGGCAGUAAAGCUGAUCCACGUAUAGUGCAGGCGUUAAGUUUAGGUGGUGAUUAACCGCGGGACCUGUAGUCGCGCGGAGGAGGGGCGGGGAGGGAGCGAUAGUGACGGUGAUAGGAGACAGCGAAUCGGCGAUCCGAAGGGUCAAAGGUCGCCCCACACUCACGCCCCACCAGCACGCCCACACACCCGCGUCCCACAUGCCAUUUGACCUUUUGGGCGGCACUUCGUCGGCCCCCAGCCUCCCGCUCGCCCCACACACGCACACACACAACAAAUGAAAAUUAGCCCCUUGAAAACUCGUCUUAAGUGAAAUUCCAAGUAAUAGCAAAUUAUUUACGCAUAUGCAUAUACAUAAACUUUCAAUUAACAACAGCCAAGCCGCAUAGAGCUAAAACAAAACAAAAGUGGUUCAAGAAUUCGCAAGCUAAAUGGAAACAAAAGAACACCAAUUUAAGUCAAAGAAACGCUUUUUUAACAAAAUAUUGAAUAUAUAUUUAUGUGUGUGCAGCCGGUAUGGAUACAAAUAGGGAUUAAAUAAAAGAAACCUACUUAAACUAACUAUUAGGCACUUGCUCCGUAAUGAUCUAAGGCAUUUUUAUUGAAAUGCUUGCCAAGCAAACGAUAAAUUCAAAUUGACAUCUAUUGAUAAGUACCACCAGCCAAGCGACAGCGAUAGCCAAUUAAUUAGGCCAGCGAAUAGCUGGAACUUUUGCGAAAACCAAAAAUCAGAGCCACGUGAGGCCGCAUCUUAUCUACCCAAAUACGGAUAACACACAGAGCAGCGCCCACUAAGCUGGUACUUAUACUCAAACACACAUAUAUACGGAUACUUAUCCGAUAACAAUUCGCUAUUGGCUUAGACGCCCCGUCGAUCGUUUCCUUUGCCGGGCCAGCUGUUCAAACUGUUGAUAAUCGAACGUGUUGAUAAUCGAAAUAAAGCUUAAAGUACGCCAAGGACUCCGCACACCGACACACAGACCUAUUUACGCCUAGCUAAUCAGAUAACCCAGACAGCCCUCUUACUAGAAAUCCUCCUAGGAAGGGGCCCAAAGUUUGGACACACCUGCAUGUGGAUAACCUAUCGAUAGCCAGCAUGCGGCUCGAGGGCUCCUCUGGGCUCCUCCGACUCUCCAGUCUCCGGUCGCCAGUCUGCAUCCCUCACUCGCCCUCAUUGAGCUUGACAAUCAACCUGAUUUUGCCGAGGCCAUGCAAUGGCCCACCUCACCCGUCACCCAAGAUUAGUCACGCGAAGGAGCAGAGGAGCCCACUCUUAGAAGAAUCCUUGGUAGAACUCUAACCCCUUUCUAUGUGUUUGUUGUGCAUGCCUUAUCAGAGCAAUGAUAAUAUCAAACCGUGUGCUUCUACUCGUAUUUGUACUUGUUUUACACCUCACCAGAGCUUGAAAGUAUAUCGUGGGGGGAAACCCCCAAUGCCUUACCAGAAACUACAACUGUCGCCCCUCAUGGACUCACUCUCUAUCUCCCUCUAUCGCUCCAUCUCUCUCUGAUACACACUCAUGUUUUCCUUGGUUCUCUUUCGUUCGAUGAGCGCUUCUUCUUCUAUUUCGAAGAAGAGCCAUCCAAUCACCAUGCUAAAAUAAUUUCUAUAUUUUAUAUGUGGUUCAGCUUUAGACCGUAAACGAAACUUAUUGUAAAGAUACUUUCUCCGUAGCCACUUAGCCGAACACGUCUAUAAGGACCCACAUCCAACGGUCCCUGUCUAUCCCAUCCACCACCCCAUCGCCCUCAUGAGCAUUGUUCCCCGCGUAGUGUUGCCCUGUAGAAAACUCCCUCUGCUUCCCGCUUAGGAGUCCAAGAUUUCCAAAUUCGAUAUGCUAACUGAAGACUUCUGCUUGUCGCUGAGGUUUCAGAUUGGAUCGGCCCUAGAAAAGCUUGUUUCAUCCUCUCCGACACCCUUGCUCCGAUCCCGAAUCCGAUUCCGAGGUUUCCACCAUAUUUUUUGAUUGCCCAGCACCCGAUACAUAUUUAUAGUUGUACACUCGUAUUUAAAUAUACUAGAUAAUGGCCAAAUAAAUUGAUAUACACACUUAUACAUAUAGGGAGAGAAAUAUAUAUAAAUAUAUAUAUACACACACAGAUAUUGAUAAUUAUAUAUACAUCUAUUAUUAUAUAGAAGUCCCCUUUGUAUUUUACUUGUGCAAUUUGCAAAUUGUUUUUGCAUAGAUUUAUUGUUGGUAACGAUUUGAAUUUAAGAGACACCCACACACACUGCACAAGUUUGCAUGCCUUCCUGUCCUCGAAAAAACAAAAAUGGGAAAUUAAAUCAAGCGGAGCUGAGAAGAUAUCGAUAUCUAUAUAUACGAACUACGAUAUACCUAUACAUAUGUGCAACAGAUACAAAUCAACAGGUCGAUGAAAAACCAAAGUAAAACCAACUGCAGCAACAAUCAAUUUUCGCGCUUCUUACACUCGAACUCUAAGUUAUUGUGAGCUACAUACUCGUAUAUUGUACAUACAGCGGCGGAAGGCUUGAGAACCCCGACAAAAUCCAAACUAGGCCGUAAGAAAGUGCCAUACCACGGCCAGGCACUCACACGUAUUGCUAUAAAGCCAAUAGAAGGCUUAAAGAUAAUCUCAAAACACCUUUGUCGACUACUCUAUGGAUAUGUAUUUUUUUGGGUAUCUAGUAAGCUACUACAUUGUUAACGUUAACGAUACUGGAAACAGUGAAACCUUACUUUGUGUGCAUUAUAUUCAACAUAAGCAAUACUUAAUUUAGCAUUCGGAUGCAUUAAGCAAUGUUUAUUAACACUUAAAUCGAUUCUUAACAAAUAAAUAAACCCCAAGCGGCAACUCAUUCUCACUACCCACUCUACACUCCACAUUCUACACAGACACAUAACUAACAAGUUUUUGGAAUUAUUGCGAAAAGAAAAAGAACAACUAAAAGCAGAAGAACUCGA
Drosophila biarmipes is the source of this 4005-nucleotide messenger RNA. RefSeq names its product frequenin-1. Gene Ontology annotation, molecular function: calcium ion binding; calcium sensitive guanylate cyclase activator activity. The record is from RefSeq and is a predicted model, not a curated record. Lineage: Eukaryota; Metazoa; Arthropoda; Insecta; Diptera; Drosophilidae. The coding region runs from base 570 to 1136 and encodes 188 amino acids. The transcript has 8 exons.